GAAGUCAUGGCUGUUACACAGCAACCACAGGGCUAUGCACGCUCUGAGUUCCAAACUGGACUUCUGGACUUCUGCAGUGACUGUGGCACAAUGUGUUAUGGAUGUUUCUGUUUCCCGUGUCUGGGCUGUUCCAUAGCCAGUGACAUGGACGAGUGCUGCUUGUGUGGCAUAAGCAUGGCCAUACGCAGCGUAUACAGGACCAGAUACAACAUAGAAGGGUCUCUGUGUAGUGAUUACAUGGCCAGCAUGUGUUGUUUGAUGUGUGCCACCUGCCAGCUGAAGAGAGACAUAGACAGGCGCAAGGAACAGGGGAUCUUCUAAACGUUGGUCUGUGUGCACCUUGGCAGCAAUGGAUGAUCAAUUAGAACUGCCUCUUACGAGCACACACAUGACAUUAUCUAAAGAAUCUCUUCCACACACAAACGACCCUACACUCACUGAAAUCCAAACAUCCACACCCUAACAGACGAUACCCACACCCCUUAAAGAUCAAUAGAUAGGAUUUACUUUGUGUGUGAGGGGUCGGUGUUGAAACGUGAAAUGGAGUAACCUGAUGACUGUAACCUGAUGUCCUCUGUCUAUAUGUGUACUCAUGUAGCGCCGUGAAAAAUGAGAAUGUUACAUACCAGCUGUAAUAGGACUUUGUAUGUUUA
Osmerus eperlanus (European smelt) is the source of this 653-nucleotide messenger RNA. RefSeq names its product placenta-specific gene 8 protein-like. Bases 7 to 321 code for a protein of 104 amino acids. Gene Ontology annotation, biological process: positive regulation of transcription by RNA polymerase II. The transcript has 3 exons. Lineage: Eukaryota; Metazoa; Chordata; Actinopteri; Osmeriformes; Osmeridae. The record is from RefSeq and is a predicted model, not a curated record.